Molecule: messenger RNA, 5988 nt
Organism: Sus scrofa (pig)
Lineage: Eukaryota; Metazoa; Chordata; Mammalia; Artiodactyla; Suidae
Gene: LRRC15
Product: leucine rich repeat containing 15
Cellular component (GO): extracellular matrix
Molecular function (GO): protein binding
Source: RefSeq, a predicted model, not a curated record
CCUUGAGCCGUCCCUCGUCUUCUUCCACUCCGGCUCCCUCUGGUCGACGGCAGGCGGGCGGGCGCCGAGCUGCUGAGGCCAUGCCACUGAAACAUUAUCUCCUUUUGCUGGUGGGCUGCCAAGUCUGGGCUGCGGGCUUGGCCUACUAUGGCUGCCCUAGUGAAUGUACCUGCUCCAGGGCCUCCCAGGUGGAGUGCAUCGGGGCACGCAUCGUGGCGGUGCCCACCCCGCUGCCCUGGAACGCCAUGAGCCUGCAGAUCCUGAACACGCACAUCACCGAGCUCAACGAGUCUCCGUUCCUCAACAUCUCAGCCCUGAUCGCCCUGAGGAUUGAGAAGAACGAGCUGUCCCACAUCAUGCCCGGGGCCUUCCGCAACCUGGGCUCGCUGCGCUACCUCAGCCUCGCCAACAACAAGCUUCAGGUCCUGCCUGUUGGCCUCUUCCAGGGCCUGGACAACCUCGAGUCCCUCCUUCUGUCCAGCAACCAGCUGGUGCAGAUCCAGCCGGCCCACUUCUCCCAGUUCAGCAACCUCAAGGAGCUGCAGCUGCAUGGCAACCACCUGGAGUACAUCCCUGAUGGGGUCUUUGACCACCUGGUGGGUCUCACCAAGCUCAACCUGGGCAAGAAUAGCCUCACCCACCUCUCACCCAGGGUCUUCCAGCGCCUGGGGAACCUCCAGGUCCUCCGGCUGUAUGAGAACAGGCUCUCGGACCUCCCCAUGGGCUGUUUUGAUGGGCUUGGCAACCUCCAGGAGCUGGCCCUGCAGCAGAACCAGAUUGGCAUGCUGCCCCCCGGCCUCUUCCACAACAACCGGAACCUCCAGAGGCUCUACCUGUCCAACAACCACAUCUCCCAGCUGCCCCCCGGCAUCUUCAUGCAGCUGCCCCAGCUCAACAGGCUCACGCUCUUCGGGAAUUCCCUGAAGGAGCUCUCCCCAGGCAUCUUUGGACCCAUGCACAACCUGCGAGAGCUUUGGCUUUACGACAACCACAUCACCUCCCUCCCGGACAAUGUCUUCAGCAGCCUUCGCCAGUUGCAGGUCCUGAUCCUCAGCCGCAACCAGAUCAGCUACAUCUCCCCCGAUGCCUUCAAUGGGCUGGUGGAGCUGCAGGAGCUGUCGCUCCACACCAACGCGCUGCAGGAGCUGGACGGGAACGUCUUCCGCAUGUUAACCAACCUGCAGAACAUCUCCCUGCAGAACAACCGCCUCAGACAGCUCCCGGGGAACAUCUUCGCCAAUGUCAAUGACCUCAUGACCAUCCAGCUGCAGAACAACCAGCUGGAGAACCUGCCCUUGGGCAUCUUUGAUCACCUGGGGAAGCUGUGCGAGCUGCGGCUCUAUGACAACCCCUGGAGGUGUGACUCAGACAUCCUUCCGCUCCACAAUUGGCUUCUGCUUAACAGGGCCCGGCUGGGGACGGACACCCUCCCGGUGUGUUUCAGCCCAGCCAGUGUCCGAGGCCAGUCCCUCAUCAUCAUCAGCAUCAGUGUCGCUAUCCCCAGUGUCCAGGGCCCAGUGACCCCCGAGGUGCCCAGCCACCCAGACACAUCGCAGUACCCGGACACAUCCAGCUACACUGACACCACCUCCGUCUCCUCCGCCACUGACUUCACCAGCACCGUGUCGGACUACACUGAUCUGACCACCAUCGGGGUCACGGAUUCCCAGAGCAUGACCCCAGCCCAGAGAGGGCUGGCCAUUGCCGCCAUUGUCAUUGGCAUCAUUGCCCUGGCCUGUUCCCUGGCUGCCUGCAUCUGCUGCUGCUGCUGCAAGAAGAGGAGCCAUGACGUUCUGAUGCAGAUGAAGGCACCCAAUGAGUGUUAGAGAGGCAGGCUGGAGGCAGGGCUGGGGAAUGGUGGGACCACCAGAGAAUCCAGGACUUCAUCACUCCAUCCCUCGACCCAUAGAGCCAUCCCUUGUUCUUCUCUCUGGUCCCCGAGCAAAAGACACCCCCACCUUUUCCUGACCUGCCUGGUUCUCCUUUAGAAGAGGUUCUUGCAGAAUCUCCUUACCAUUAGGAAGAUUGGACUGGCCUUGGCUAAAACCUUGCAGGGUUUCCAAUUCACACCCCUGGGCUUCCUCCAAGAAGGCCUCUCCUCCAAAGCCUCACCAGCUCUCCUCCAAGAACCACCUUCCCUGUACCCGCACCCCUGCCAGUCUCUAUAGACACAAUUAUGACACACCUGUCCAUUUUGUGGGAAUAGUUCUCCACCGGGACCACCCCUCUCCUAAGUAUGAUGUAAAUUGACCUCCCCUCUUUCUUCCUCUUGUUUGUGGCAUAGCUCUACCCUGUCCCAUCAAAUAAAAGGUCUCCUUUCAUUUCUUGCUCCUGAAGGCAAGGGGACGUCUCUCCUCAAAGAAGGCUUCAAACCAUUCAGCUGAUCUCUUAAGAACUGCCAAAUGCCCCGGCUUUCAGGAUGCUAUGAAAGAGAGAAGGGAAAAAAGAGGCUGCUCAGCUCCUGGAGGUAGUGCCAUCAUCAACAUCUCUCUUGCGUUUUUUUUUUUUUUUUUUUUUUUUUUUUUUUAAUCUGGAAAAGGAAGACAGGCACUGGUACAACAGGUUCAGCCUCUUAGAGAAUGAUAUUCCCAAACUGCAGCAGAUUUGAUUUGUAAAUUUUAGCCCUUUAAGGAAUAAAGUUGUGUAGAAAUUCUGACUCCCUAAAAACAUUAAAAUCAGUCUACUGGUACUGGGUGGGGAAAGCAAGGGGGAUCCUUGUGUUCACUCCCAGAGUUUUUCUCUUUUAACUUUGGUUGGUUUUUUUGUUUUUUUGUUUUGUUUUGUUUUGUUUUGUUUUUGAUUUUUUUCCAUUAUAGCUGGUUUACAGUGUUCUGUCAAUUUUCUAGUGUACAGCAGGGUGACCCAGUCACACAUACACAUGUACAUUCCUUUUAACUUUGUAUGGCAGAAAAGUGGGAGCACGAUAGUAUAUGGUUUGAUGGAUUUGCGCAAACUGUACACAGCCAUGUAAUCGGCACCCUGUUUAAGAAACAAGACAUCGCCAGGAUCCUCCAUCCCAACCUUUUACUGGAGAAGAUUGGAGUUUGUGGAGGUGGCAUGGACUUACGUGGGAACUGGCUCCCCAUGAAUCAGGAUGGGACCCUCCCUGCCCUUCCUACCCUGACACCCCAGCCAGCCUUUGAAAAGGCCCAGCUGCCAAGGCUGGAGGAGGAGACAUGCAUACAUUCUGGCCUGGACAGGGGGUUGAAUUGAAUACCAGACCUUUAGGUCCUCAGACUUGCCAGGUCAGAAGCAUCUCAACUAGAGAAGUCCAUGCAACCACACACCAGAGCCUUGCAACAAGCUGUCUGUUGCUCACUGGAGAGUCAUCUGCCUGGGCCUUUUAUGGGCAUGAUGUGUCUAUAUCUGUUUUUGAUUUUCACUCUCCAUUUGGGGGAAGUGAAAUAGCUCAGAGAUGAGAUCGUUUAAUUGGACAGCCAAGUGUAAGGGAACCCAGCAAACCCUCUAAUGUCAUGGUAAAACAUCACAAUCAGCUAGAAACUGAACGUCAGCAUUCUCAGAUGCAGCGGGCAGCAUCAGGGUAUGUAGAGAGUUCACCCUGGAUCAAGGCCCUCUCCGCAGCUCCUCCCUGGCUGUGGUCCAGGUCCACGUGUUGAGUUCUUUGGUCCAGAGUUGUAGUCACACGAACACCUGCCCUUGCUUCCCUUCCUGCUGCAUAUCUAUUUACCCUGGUAAAGAAAGUACACCAAUGACAAUGCAUGUCUUUAGACAACUGGUCUACCAGUUCAGAUGUAGAAGCAGUGAGAUGGGGAAUUUUAGGUGUCUGUGUCUGUCCAGGAAAGAGCUUCAGCCAACACAUAGGAAUUUGGAAAUCUCCUGUCAAUCCUGACUGGCCCUUACUAGUUCCCUCUGGCCCAGGAAACAAAUAACAAAUCCCCGGGGCCUUAACACCCGUGAUGCUGAUGGUCCUGCACAAAGAGUCCAAAACGGUUGUGUGUAAGAACUUGUGCAUUUUAUAGUUUUUACUCUCUGUCCCAAGGAAUCUGGGAGAGAAGGGGCCUGUUAGGGGUGAAAGGCAUCAUCUCCCCAAGGGAAAUCUGGGUCUGUCUCCAAAACGUUUUCAAAAUAUUUAUAGCAACUGGCGGACGUGUACCAAGGCUUGCCAGGAUCCAAAAGGAAGUGAGCCCAGAGCUUCAUGGGUAUCAUUCCACAGGGGGUGUCCUGUCUCCUUAAUCCAGAGGCCCAAAGGUGAGCCUGGCCCGCUCUCCUCCAGUCAGGAAGCAUGGUUUGGCCCUGCAUUCCUCCAAGGUGCUGCUUGUGGGGAGGCUCCUGCAUCACAUUGUGUGAGGGGACAGGGGGGUCAAGGGUGGCAGAGAGAGGAGGAAGGAGUCCUCUUCAUCCUGUGUGCCCUGCCAAUCUGAACCCAGAACUCCUGGGUAUCGAUGGCCUUGGCCAGGACCUUGGAAAGGCUUCUUUUCUGGCCUAGGUACCAACAUGUGUCUCCAGCCAAAGGCUGGUUGGAGGGCAGCUGUCCUCAGAUGACUCACCCCAGGAGCAUCCUGGGUGGGGGUGGGGGAGCCUUUACCUCAUCUUCUGAGCUGGCCUGUUCCUUUCUCCCAUCAGAAUGGGCCAGAGAGAACUGCUGGGCUGCCUCUUCUUUGGCAGGGCUUUUGGUCUCUCUGAACCACAUUGUUUGGGCAGGAGCCAGAAAAGGUGGGUGGAGUUUCCUUGCCCAUAGGAUGAUGUGCUUGCCCAUUUCUUAUGGCUGGAGUUAGCUCUUUGGUCCCCCAGAAGUUGAGUUCAUUUUCCCCUUUUGCUCACUGGCUUCUAGCUCUCCUUGCUUCCACUGGGAGUGGACGGUCAGUGUUGGAGGAAAGAUAAUAAAAGCCAGUUUAGGGAGUUCCCUGGUGGCUCAGCAGGUUAAGGACCUGGCGUUGUCACUGCUAUGGCUCAGGUUUGAUCCCUAGCCCUGGAACUUCUCAUGCCAUGGGUGCAGCAAAAAAAAAAAGAAAGAAAGAAAGAACCACUGUUUUUAAAAAAUGCUUGUUGUGCAUAGGUGACCUUCAAAGCACUUAGCAGGCAUGUUCUUUUUAACGCUUACAACUCCUUUGUGCAUGAGUGGUACCCUUACCUAUCCCCUUGUGAGAGGGUUGAAAACCUCUUGUUCUUCUGCAAUGUUGUUCAAUAGGCUGUGGGUUUUCGUCUCUCUUCAAACUUUGUACAAGACCUUGUGGCCUGUCCUGGGCUUUCAUCAUUAAACCAAAGAUAAUGCGAGUUAUUUUCUGUUGCUCCCCAUAUCUGUAGCCAUUGGAACCUCACCUGGUACUGUGUGGAUCCAGAGCUUCCUAAACAUAGGAAACAAAUUAAACUCAUCCAUCCAUUAAAGAAAACCUAGCUUCUUUCCGGGGAACUGUUGGGUUAUAUAUAUCUUGUUCCUCCUCAUUAGAAAUGAAAGGCACCACACAGUGCUCAGACCUCUUCGGGGCAACAACACGAUUGUCACCAUCUUUCAGCUGUCAUUGUCGUGCAGCGCCAGGAAAUAUUUCCAAACUCAGGAAGCUUUUGGAGGACAAACAGCUAGAGAGAGCUAGAUAACGAAAGUUGCUAAACAGACGUGGGCAUUAGGCCAGGCUUUAGCUAUGAAUUACGCAGAACUGAACCGGGGUUGCUGGGGAGGCGGUGGUGGUCUUGGGGAGGAGGCUGUUGCUGUGGUUCAGAGAGGGUGGGUGGGGGGACUCCUCCAGGCUAACCUCCUCCCCUCCAAGGUUUGACCAGCACCUAAGGAGAGAUUGUUCUCACCAGCCGGUUGUUGCCUUCGUGCUGCUGUCAAAAAGUAGAUUUUGCCUCAUUUAGAGAAUCAUUGCAAAUGGUCCCAGGUGCUAGGCGACGCAUUUAGAGCUUUCUAGGCCCCCUGGGGUUUUAUAGAGUGUGAGCCCUGGUGGGCCAGGUCGGGGGUCCGUCUUUGCUGGAUGCUGCUUGUAACAGAUUUGGUGUACAGAAUCAACAAUAAAUGGUAUACACAGGACA